Nicotiana tabacum (common tobacco) is the source of this 1181-nucleotide messenger RNA. Lineage: Eukaryota; Viridiplantae; Streptophyta; Magnoliopsida; Solanales; Solanaceae. The record is from RefSeq and is a predicted model, not a curated record.
AUCCUUCCAACAUCCUUAUCUUUCACCCACUUUUCCAUUUGUUCUCUUCUUGUGCCAAGAUUCUAAAAGAUUUAUAAAUAAAACCCAAAUCAAGCCUUUUUCACCAUAAAUAUUCUUCUUCUUAUUUUUGGUUGUUAGAUUUGAAAUAGGAAACAAAAGUGGGAAACAAUGGGGAAUACUCUAGGAGGAAAAAAGACAACAAAAGUGAUGAAAAUUGAUGGACAAACCAUGAAAUUCAAGACACCAAUUUAUGCAAACGAGGUUCUAAAAAAUUAUCCUACUAUGGUAUUAUUAGAAUCAGAAGCAGUGAAGCAUUUUGGGGUCAGAGCUAAGCCAUUGGAACCACAACAAGAGUUGAAACCUAAAAGGCUCUAUUUCCUAGUUGAGUUACCUAAAUACCCUGAACAGAAAACCCCGAGGAGGGUCCGUUCAGGGAUCCAAAUGAGCGCGAAAGAUCGGCUCGAAACCCUAAUGCUAGCACGAAGAUCGGUGUCUGACUUGUCAAUCUUGAAGCCUGCCAGUAUUACGACAGAAGAGUCGUCAUACCAUAAUAACUCUGCUUCAGGCUCACUCGUUAAUAAUUCAUCGCCACGUAAGACGGAGAAUGGUGGGCCCGUUAGGGUAAAGUUGAGGUUGCCUAAAGCUGAGGUGGAGAAACUGAUGACGCAGUGCAAAGAUGAGAAUGAAGUUGCUGAGAAAAUUAUGCAACUUUGCAUGAGCAACAAUGGUGGAAGUGGUCCAUUGAUGGAAGAACAAAGUCAUAAUAAUGGAGGAAUAAUUAAGAAAGGACUCAAAUCAAGAGAGAAACGUGUAGGGUUCUUGCCGAUAACAGAAGGGGAGAUUCAAUUAGCAAUGGCAGCUUCUUAAAAAGAAAUGGGAACAAAAUAGACUAUUUUAAAUAGUAAUUCGUUCUAUAGCUUCUCUAGUUUAUUUUGUAUGAUGAUGACAUGAGUCGAGCACUCGAACAUAAAUGGAAAAGUGAAAAUUUAUGUAGCCGAUCCUGAUUUAUGUGAGGCUGAGGCAUAGUUAUUAUUGUUGUAUAGCUUAAUUCUCUAGUCAUGUAGUGGUCUCCGAAUUUACUGGCAUCUCAGCUACUUAAUUAGUACUAAUCAUGUAUUAGUCAUUUUGUAUAAUAAAAUUAAGAAUCUGAAAAUGAGAUUAUUUGCCCUGUUGUGAUUUUA